Molecule: messenger RNA, 3184 nt
Organism: Cololabis saira (Pacific saury)
Lineage: Eukaryota; Metazoa; Chordata; Actinopteri; Beloniformes; Belonidae
Product: ras-GEF domain-containing family member 1B-B-like
Exons: 14
Coding region: 200-1960 (586 amino acids)
Biological process (GO): positive regulation of GTPase activity; Ras protein signal transduction
Cellular component (GO): plasma membrane
Molecular function (GO): guanyl-nucleotide exchange factor activity
Source: RefSeq, a predicted model, not a curated record
UGACUCUAAAGCAGGAGAGGAGAGAUACAAUGGAGGAGAGCGUGGCGCGGACUCACUGCUGAGAGACUUAUCUUUUUUCUGAGCGAUAAGCGAGGGAGACAUUGCAGCUGGUUGAGCUGGUCUUGUGUCUUUUCUCCCUUUUCUCCGUUUGUGCAGUGAUUGUAUUGGGACUCGGAGCGGCACCGCAUCAUAGAUCAUCAUGCCUCCCACAACCCCGUAUGCUGGGAAGUUCAACUCCUGCACUACUUACAACAACAACAACCACCAGCAGCCUCAGAGUCCGUACCGCAGCAACACUGCCCCGAAACCAUCACGGGACAACGUCUACAACGGUUCCUACUCCACGGCAGAAAACCCCUACGACGUGCCGCACCCUCACACCGCAUAUCGCAGUGCUUCUGUCUCCUCUAUGACUGCGAAGGAGCAUCAUUAUAGCAGCAACUGUGCAGUUACAGAGAACCCGUACUCCUCCCCGCCGCCUCACAGCCCUCGCCAGCACAGCACGACCUGUCCGGGCCGAGCGCAUCCCCACACGAGCAGCGGUGAACUGUCCUGCCGCAGCAACACGGCUUCGGCCAAAGCUCGACUUUACGGACACGGGAUCACCACCAGCUAUGGGGAGAUGUGUUACCAUGACAACAGUUUGGUUUCGGCGUCUCUGGAGGCGCUGAUCCAGCACCUGGUUCCUACCGUGGACUACUACCCCGAUAGGUCAUAUGUCUUCACUUUCCUGCUGAGUUCACGCCUCUUCUUGCACCCCUACGAGCUCAUGACGAGGGUUUGUCACUUGUGUGUGGAGCAGCAGAGGUCUGGAGAUGCCCUUCUGGACAAGAUCCGUUUCCGUGAGGUGGCACCAAAGCUGGUCCAGCUGCUGACGGAGUGGACGGAAACAUUUCCAUAUGAUUUUAGGGAUGAGCGGAUGAUGCGCUGCCUGAAGGACAUGACGCACCACGUGGCUCGAGGGGAUGAGUACUCGUGGCGAGCCAUGCAGCAGAUGACCCAACGUCUUAUCAAGCGUCUAUCGGCCCUGGGCCAGUAUGAGGAGGCAGUGGCGGCUCUCAACGCCGUGGCACAGGAGCGCCCCGCUUCCCUGAAGAGCAAGCAGGCUUCAGCUCAGCGCAGCGACAUUCUGAACCUGUGUGACGACCCUUUCGUCCUCGCCCAGCAGCUCACGCACAUUGAACUGGACAGACUGAGCUUCAUCGGUCCCGAAGAGUUCAUCCAGACAUUCGCCAUGAAGGAUCCACUGGAGAACCAUAAGGGUUUCUUUCGGAAGCGUAAAACCACUAACCUGGAGGCGUACGUGAACUGGUUCAACAGGCUGAGCUUCCUGGUGGCCACAGAGAUCUGCAUGCCUCAAAAGAAGAAGCAGAGAGCGCGGAUCAUAGAGUUCUUCAUCGAUGUGGCGCAGGAGUGCUUCAACAUCGGCAACUUCAACUCUCUCAUGGCCAUCAUCACUGGGAUGAAUAUGAACCCUGUGGCUAGACUGAGGAAAACCUGGAGCAAAGUCAACACGGACAAGUUUGAAAUCUUGGAGCACCAGAUGGACCCCUCUAGUAACUUCAGUAACUACCGGACUGCACUCCGUGGGGCCACCCAGAGGUCUGAGACUGCACACAGCAGCCAGGAGAAGAUUGUGAUCCCUUUCUUCAGUCUCCUCAUUAAAGACAUCUACUUCCUGAAUGAAGGCUGUUCCAGCAGGCUUCCCAACGGACAUAUCAACUUUGAGAAACUUUGGGAGCUUGCAAAGCAAGUGAGCGAGUUCCUGGUUUGGCGUCAGGUCAUAUGUCCGUUUGACAGAGAUCGCCGGAUCCUUCAGUAUCUUGUCACUACACCUGUUUUCAAUGAAGACGAGCUGCAUUUGGCCUCGUAUGAGAGUGAAGGGCCCGAGAACCACAUGGAGAAAGACAGUCGCCGAUCUCUUAGAUCUUCCCUUCUUCAUCGAGAGAACCGGUCUUAAAAGCGAGACGACCCCUUCUGCUCUACAGACUGUAAAUGAAUCAGCUGUUUUAAAGAUUGUUUCCAUGCCAAAGUUUACACCUUGGACUUAAGUACUUUUCCAUGGAAUAACAAACAAGAAUAUUGCUCAAUGUUUGAGAUCACAAGAAGCAGAAAUGAUUUAUAUAUCAGAAAAUUGUAACCACUUGUAAUCCAGAGAAAUACUGGAGAUCCUCCACAAAAUGAAAUCAUUUCUAAACCUGAUUAUUCUCACCAAGAGCCUGGAUUUUUGAAUCAAAUUCCCACUUGGCUUUUUCCAACAUUCCCCCCUUGUAAAGAUACGAUAUAAGACGUUUGACCAAGUGUGUGGAUUUAUAUUUCAACAACUGGGGAAAGAGAAUCGGUGUGGAGGGACUCCAGCUUUGGAGGGAUUCCGGCUUUCCACGGACAGAGACGGACCUGAUUAUUUUUGGUUGCUGCAUGAGCACUGCUGAUGUGUGCAUCAUGGAGAGCGAGACAAGACACCCCAACGGAAGAAUGGAUUUACAUUUAUCUGUGUUAUCAAUAACAGGCUAUGAAGUGCUUGUAGAAGUGCUGUUGCUGCACCUCCAGUCAUUCAUCUUUAACACCGUGUCAUUCAAACAAUUCAACUGCAUUUGCCACAUACUCAGUAAGAUGAUUUGUAAUAGCCAUGUUAUCUGUUUUCAACAUGUAAUGUGUGCACUAUGGCUAUUAGUGAUGCAAAAUUGCAUAAGUGAGAGCAGCAUCAUGCAUACUCAAACAAAAUGCACUUCUGUGUGUUCUUGUGUAUUGUAAGAUUUGGUGACAAAUUUUGAGUUUUAUACUAUGGCAUUAAGCUGUAUUUUGUAUAAGAAGCUUGUUUUUCUUUGUAAUCACCAUAAGUUUCAUCCAUGAGCUUGUUGCUGGUUGGCUGGCUCUGUGAUGGUAAGCUUUUACAACACCAGUUCAUAUAUGUAAAAAGAAAAAAAAACACAUUUUUCUGGUCAGAAUGAAGCAGAAUAUGUGAACCUCCUCUGCACCCCAUCUCCAAUCAUGUGAGUGUGAGCCUUUAAUAUCUAGCUAUAAAUACAAGUGAUGCUAUUGUUUUAUGUUUGUUGUUUUUUAGUGUGUUUUGUCAUGUAUUUUUACGAUUUUUGUGUAUCUUUCAUGUUAUCAGUCAAGGUACAUGUACUGAAGACGAGAGAAAGUUUUUUCUUUUCUUUCAAAUAAAUAGGAUAAAAUAUCA